Molecule: messenger RNA, 831 nt
Organism: Prunus armeniaca (apricot)
Lineage: Eukaryota; Viridiplantae; Streptophyta; Magnoliopsida; Rosales; Rosaceae
Source: the annotation of a GenBank genome assembly
AUGCAUAGGAAUAAUGAAGUGAGAAGGCGGCUGCAAGAAGUGCACGAUGCUACUUGCAGUUUGGAACCAGUAAUCAGCUUGUAUCGGCGCCUGCAGCGUAAAGGAACUCUGCCAAGCAAUUCCAAGCUCGCCUAUAAGCUUAAGAAGACGGUAAAGAGAUAUUUUGUGGAUGGAUCGACUCUUUAUCUAAAGGGAUUUAAUGGGGAACCUCUACGAUGCUUAGGAAAGACGGAGUCACAUCAAGUCAUGGAAGAGAUACACGCUGGAGAAUGCGGAGAGCAUCAAGGAAUGAAAAGGCUCCACCGGCAGCUGUUGAGUUUUGAAUAUUAUUGGCCUACUAUGAAAAGGGAUGCAUAUGAUUUUGACAUGCGCUCUCCUCCAUAUAUUCAUGCCCCUACAAUUUUGAGAUUAAACCUAGACAGAGGAACAUCACCAUUGCUGCUGCCGCAACCACCACCACCACAGUCAUCGUCAUCGCCGCCACCACCACUGCCAUCACUGCCACCUCAGCACCACAACUGCCUGCACCACCACCCACUGCCACCCCCACUACCAGCCUCACCAUCACCCCCCAUCGUCACCACCACCACUGCUAACACCAUCAAUAUCACUGCUAUUGUCACCACCCUAACCCUUACCGCCACCACCACUACCACCCCCACUAUCAGCCCCACCAUCACCCCAACCGACAUUGCCACCACUCCCACCUCACCACCACCACCACCUCACUCCUAUGCCACCACCACUCCCCACUUCCCCCACUAUCACUCACAAACCACCAUCACCACUGACAUCGCCAUCAUCAUCACCAUCGAUGUGCACCUAAACUGA